GGCAUUUAAGACAAAGAACAUAGGGUGGCGGUUUGGCUGGUUUAGUAAAUGGAAAGAAAAUCCCGGUAAUCGUGCGAGAGAAAAUCGAGCUUUUCUCUUCCACCUUGCGCAGAACUCUUAUUGCAAAAGAACUCCUCUGCGACAAAUAUACUGCUAAAGCUAAAAAGAAAGUCCAAAGCUUCCCAAAACCCUAGAGAUGAGUGCAGCAAAAACGAAGAAGGGAGACACAACUGAGACGUCAAUGAGAAGGACGGAAGGCGACGAAGAAGGUUCGAGUGAAGCAAGAUUGCAGCUUGUGAGGAAUGAUAAAGGGAAAAGAGCAACACCACCAACAACAAAUGAAAACUACCAAGGUGGUAGAGUGAAGAGACUGAAAAAACAAACACAAGGGCAAGAGAGUGAUGACGACUUCGAGAUACAACCAUGCCAAGGUGGUGGUGAAAAUGAGGUUGUGAAGAAAAUGGGAAAGCAAAAUAUUAAGGAAAGCAUCAAAGAUGUGAAGUCAAAGUAUUUGACAAUACGUACAAGGUCUUCACCUAAUUUGCUUGUUAAAGCAAUGGGUAGGAUGACUGGUGCUCAGAAGCAAGCUGUAAAGAACAUUGGUUUUGGUUCAUUGUUUGAAAUGCAAGUUUCUGAAAUACCAGGCAGAAUGGG
Messenger RNA from Cuscuta europaea, 654 nucleotides. NCBI's taxonomy places the organism in Eukaryota, Viridiplantae, Streptophyta, Magnoliopsida, Solanales, Convolvulaceae. The record is from the annotation of a GenBank genome assembly.